AUGGAAUUUAUCGAAACAAUCUUAAAGACCAAAUUCUUCGGCAAAAGGUCUGAUCCUGCUGAGCGAUGGACUGUCAAAGUCAAUGCCAACUCUCCGAUGACUCUUCAAUCCGGAGGUACUGGCAAUCUCACCUCACCUCAUCUCAUCUCAGCUCUACUUUUGGCUGUCACGGAAUACUAA
Sclerotinia sclerotiorum 1980 UF-70 is the source of this 180-nucleotide messenger RNA. RefSeq lists its product with no specific name. NCBI's taxonomy places the organism in Eukaryota, Fungi, Ascomycota, Leotiomycetes, Helotiales, Sclerotiniaceae. The transcript has 3 exons. Bases 1 to 180 code for a protein of 59 amino acids. The record is from RefSeq and is a predicted model, not a curated record.